Messenger RNA from Papaver somniferum (opium poppy), 644 nucleotides. Its product is annotated as thionin-like protein 2. The record is from RefSeq and is a predicted model, not a curated record. The transcript has 2 exons. Lineage: Eukaryota; Viridiplantae; Streptophyta; Magnoliopsida; Ranunculales; Papaveraceae. The coding region runs from base 72 to 455 and encodes 127 amino acids.
AUUUUCUUUCAUUUACCUCCAAACUACCAACAGCAUUUCAACUCUGAUUUCCGUUUGCCAACUCGAGAAAGAUGGAAGUUAAGGGGAAUAUCGUUUCAGGAGUUAUGUUGUUCGGAGUAGUGUUAAUUUGGGGAAUGUUCGUAGUGCAAAUUUCAGCACAACCGGCAUCGGCACAAACAUGUUAUUCAAAAUGCCUGACUAAGUGUACAUUACCUCCAAAAUUUAAACAAUGUCAAGGAGUAUGUAAAUUAAAAUGUGCAAGCAAUGGUGAGCAAAUCGCUACUGCUGAUAUCCCUAAGGCUGUCGUCUCAAACGAAGAUACUACUAAGCAUAAGUAUUGUGUACUUGGAUGCGCUUAUUCCAAGUGCGUUGACAAAAGCACCCCAACGGACCCUCGUGUGGACGAAGUUGAUCGUUGUAUAAGCUCCUGCGAUGAGACGUGCAUCAAAAACUAAUUAAUCUUUGAUUAAUUAUUUGUCAAUCUUCAUCUUCAAUAAGCAUACUUAUUUAGUUAAUCUUCGUCUUUAAUAAGUUUGGGCUUCAAUAUAUUGAUGUAUCCAUUCCCCAAAUGAAUAAAUACAGUGUAUGGCUAGAUUCUCCUCGUCACAAAUGAAUAAAACGAUGUGGAUUAGAAUAUGAACAAA